CAGAACCAUUAUUUAUUAUUAUCUGUCUAAACCAUUUAAUAUACUUUUUACAGACACGACCAGAGCACUGAGAGAUAUCAGGUAUUGAUGUAACUGGAGUGAAUAAGGGAACCUUCUUCCUGAGCACAGACAUUGGAGCCUGUUAUCAGCAUGAACUCAUAUGUGUUAGACAUAAAAAGAAUGAUACCACAGACUCCAAUAGUCGUAGACACUAAUGACUAUUCACAAACAUUGGGGAAAUCACAGCAGAUAUUUAAAGAAGAUGAUGAAUUGUCAGGAACUGGACAGCAAUCAUUAUGUACAGAGAGUAAUUUAGUCAUCAAACAAGAGGACAAGAUUUAUGACUUAUCUAGUGAAAAGAUCCCUGAGGAUAAACCACAAACAUUUACUGAGUUUUCAAAAAAUGUUAUAGAAGAGAAACGUCUACAGUCUAACCAAAUGAUUCAUACAAAGGAGAAACCUUUCAAAUGUACAGAAUGUGAGAAAAGCUUUACAUUUAAUUCACAUAUCCUAGAACACCACACAAUUCACACAGGUAAGAAGUCAAACACGUGUCCUGAGUGUGGAAAAUGUUUUAUACGAAUGACAAAAAUUAUAGCUCAUGAAAGGACCCACACAGAGGAGAAACCAUUUAGCUGUACAGAGUGUGGAAAAAGUUUUACACAUAUGAGUAAUCUGAAAAAGCAUGAAAGGAUUCACACAGGAGAAAAGCCUUUCACAUGUACAGAGUGUGGAAAAAGUUUUACACAAAUAAAUAGUCUGAAAACUCAUAAAAGAAUUCACACAGGAGAAAAGCCUUUCACAUGUACAGAGUGUGGGAAAUGUUUUACACUAAAUAGUUAUCUGAAAAGUCAUGAAAGGAGUCACACAGGAGAAAAGCCUUUCAAAUGUACAGAAUGUGGGAAAAGUUUUACACAAAACAGUAGUCUGAAAUAUCAUGAAAGGAGUCACACAGGAGAAAAGCCUUUCACAUGUACAGAGUGUGGGAAAUGUUUUACACAAAAGAGUCAUCUAAAUAGUCAUGAAAAGAGUCACACGGGGGAAAAGCCUUUCCCAUGUACAGAGUGUGGGAAAAGUUUUACACAAAUAAAUAAUCUGAAAUAUCAUGAAAUGAUUCACACAGGAGAAAAGCAUUUCACAUGUACAGAGUGUGGGAAAUGUUUUACACGAAAGGGUGAUCUGAAAAGUCAUGAAAGGAUUCACACAGGGGAAAAGCCGUUCACAUGUACAGAGUGUGGAAAAUGUUGUACACAUAUGAGUAAUCUGAGAAAACAUGAAAUGAUUCACACAGGGGAAAAGCCUUUCACAUGUACAGAGUGUGGAAAAUGUUUUACACUAAAGAGUCAUCUGAGAAAUCAUGAAAGGAUUCACAAGGGAAGAAACCUUUCACAUGUUUAGAAAGUGGAAAAAAGGUUUUUUAUUGAAAUCGGAUAUCACAAAACACCAAAUAUUUACACACAAACUUUAUAUACACAGUGUACAACCUCUUUAUAAUUAUCCUAAAGACAAAAAACUCUCUAAAUAGAAGCAUCACAUUAGAUGUUAUUGUAAAUAAUACUUUCUAAUUCCAGUUAUAAAAGCCCCAGAUUGGAAGUGCUCUCCUGCUGUCCUUUUUUCCUCUAUAUAUGUGCACCUCAGUUUCUCUCAUAUCAAUGGGAUAGAAUACAAACACCACACAGGAAUAUACAGAUCUGUCCUCAUACUGACCAGUUUACACAGCCAUUCACCACCAAAUCACCCCCAGUGUUGUUUAUUAAUAUUCCAGUGUUAAGAGUUGUACGUUUGUUUUACAUAGGGGAGGAAAUAAUUACAUUUACAGAAUAAAGGAGUCUUUAUAUGAAUAGAGUGUUAGAGAAUUAUAUAAACAAGAACAUCAGUCUCAAAUGAUUAACGUCUGGGAGAUAUAUUUAAUGUGCACAUCAUGUGGAUAAACCUUUUCUUAUAGCAAUAGAUGCUUAGCAUUGUACAUGUUAUAUACCAGAGGAAUUACUGAGGGGGAACUGAUUUUAUUUAAUGAGACACAAUAUCAGUAACCGGUACAUACGUGAUCAUAAUCAGUUUAAUUUAAAUGGCUACUAUAACCUACAUGUAUACUGGGUAUGUAAUAUGUAUGUCAUGUGAUCAUAAUCAGUUUAAUUUAAAUGGCUACUAUAACCUACAUGUAUACUGGGUAUGUAAUAUGUGUGUCAUGUGAUCAUAAUCAGUUUAAUUUAAAUGGCUACUAUAACCUACAUGUAUACUGGGUAUGUAAUAUGUAUGUCAUGUUCUGUAACUUGAUAUUAUGUCUGUUAGCUGUUGUCAUGUUAGUUAGAAGCCACAAGAACUGAUAAUAGCACAUACUGUAUAUAUAAAGGGGACAUUAUAUGUCUGAUAAAUCCCUUUGUAUCAAGAGCACAAGUGUUGGGUAUAUUUAUACCAUUGUGUGCAUAUAUCAUGUAAUGCUGCUGUUUACUAUAUAAUGAUAUACAAUGUUUUUUCAUGCAAAUAAAAGCGAUUGUAAUCCA
Bombina bombina (fire-bellied toad) is the source of this 2504-nucleotide messenger RNA. RefSeq names its product gastrula zinc finger protein XlCGF28.1-like. Gene Ontology annotation, molecular function: DNA-binding transcription factor activity, RNA polymerase II-specific; RNA polymerase II cis-regulatory region sequence-specific DNA binding. The transcript is spliced from 2 exons. Gene Ontology annotation, biological process: regulation of transcription by RNA polymerase II. Gene Ontology annotation, cellular component: nucleus. The coding region runs from base 151 to 1398 and encodes 415 amino acids. The record is from RefSeq and is a predicted model, not a curated record. Lineage: Eukaryota; Metazoa; Chordata; Amphibia; Anura; Bombinatoridae.